This is a messenger RNA of Mesocricetus auratus (golden hamster), 3073 nucleotides long. RefSeq names its product tubulin gamma complex associated protein 4 (gene Tubgcp4). The record is from RefSeq and is a predicted model, not a curated record. Bases 143 to 2143 code for a protein of 666 amino acids. Lineage: Eukaryota; Metazoa; Chordata; Mammalia; Rodentia; Cricetidae. Gene Ontology annotation, biological process: meiotic cell cycle; microtubule nucleation; spindle assembly. The transcript has 18 exons. Gene Ontology annotation, cellular component: gamma-tubulin complex; spindle pole; centrosome. Gene Ontology annotation, molecular function: gamma-tubulin binding; microtubule minus-end binding.
GCGGCACGCAGCCCGGUGACGGCUCCGCGCGCGCUCAGCUGCGGGGUUUCUGGGCGAGCGACCCUGUUGGGUGUGAGUUGGCGCCCGCAGAGGCGCUGAAAGAGAAGGUGGUAGGUCUGGGAACUCCGAGGCAGCCCCAGAAAUGAUUCACGAACUGCUCUUGGCUCUGAGUGGGUACCCAGGGUCCAUUUUCACCUGGAACAAGCGGAGUGGCCUGCAGGUUUCCCAGGACUUCCCAUUCCUUCACCCCAGUGAGACUAGUGUCCUGAAUCGACUCUGCCGGCUUGGCACAGACUACAUGCGAUUCACUGAGUUCAUCGAGCAGUACACGGGCCAUGUGCAGCAACAGGAUCACCAUCCAUCCCAGCAAGGUCAAGGUGGGCUACAUGGUAUCUACCUGAGGGCCUUCUGCACAGGGCUGGAUUCAGUUUUGCAGCCUUAUCGCCAAGCCCUGCUUGACCUGGAACAAGAGUUCCUGGCUGACCCACAUCUCUCCAUAUCACAUGUCAAUUACUCCUUAGAUCAGUUCCAGCUCCUUUUUCCCUCUGUGAUGGUUGUAGUGGAACAAAUUAAAAGCCAAAAGAUUCAUGGCUGUCAAAUCCUGGAAACAGUUUACAAACAUAGCUGUGGGGGUUUGCCUCCAGUACGAAGUGCAUUGGAAAAAAUCCUGGCUGUAUGCCAUGGAGUCAUGUAUAAACAGCUCUCGGCCUGGAUGCUACAUGGACUCCUCUUGGACCAGCAUGAAGAGUUUUUUAUAAAACAGGGUCCAUCUUCUGGUAAUAUCAGUGCCCAGGCUGAAGAGGAUGAAGAGGAUCUGGGUAUUGGAGGACUGACAGGAAAACAACUCAGAGAACUGCAGGACCUGCGCCUAAUUGAGGAAGAGAACAUGCUGGCCCCAUCUCUGAAGCAGUUUUCUCUGCGGGUAGAGAUUUUACCAUCCUACAUUCCAGUGAGGGUUGCUGAAAAAAUCCUCUUUGUUGGAGAAUCUGUUCAGAUGUUUGAGAAUCAAAAUGUGAACCUGACGAGAAAAGGGUCCAUCUUGAAGAACCAGGAGGACACUUUUGCUGCAGAGCUACAUCGGCUCAAGCAGCAGCCACUCUUCAGCCUCGUGGAUUUUGAGCAGGUGGUGGAUCGAAUUCGUAGCACUGUGGCUGAGCACCUCUGGAAGCUAAUGGUAGAGGAGUCAGACUUAUUGGGUCAGCUGAAGAUCAUUAAAGACUUUUACCUUCUGGGACGAGGAGAACUGUUCCAGGCCUUCAUUGACACAGCUCAACACAUGUUAAAAACACCACCCACUGCAGUAACAGAGCAUGAUGUGAACGUGGCCUUUCAACAGUCCGCACACAAGGUGCUGCUAGAUGAUGACAACCUUCUCCCUCUGUUGCACUUGACAAUUGAGUAUCAUGGAAAGGACCACAAAGAUGCCACCCAGCCAAGAGAAGGGCCUUCUCGGGAAACGUCUCCCCGGGAAGCCCCUGCUUCCGGCUGGGCUGCUCUAGGUCUCUCCUACAAAGUACAGUGGCCACUGCAUAUUCUCUUUACCCCAGCCGUCUUGGAAAAGUACAAUGUUGUUUUCAAGUACUUACUGAGUGUGCGUCGUGUCCAAGCUGAACUGCAGCACUGCUGGGCCCUCCAGAUGCAGCGCAAACACCUCAAAUCUAACCAGACAGAUGCAGUCAAGUGGCGCCUAAGAAAUCAUAUGGCCUUCUUAGUAGAUAAUCUUCAGUACUAUCUCCAGGUAGAUGUGCUGGAGUCUCAGUUCUCACAGCUUCUUCAUCAGAUCAAUUCUACGAGGGACUUUGAAAGCAUCCGAUUGGCCCAUGAUCACUUCCUAAGCAAUUUGCUGGCCCAGUCCUUUAUUUUGCUGAAACCUGUGUUUCACUGCCUGAAUGAAAUCCUAGAUCUCUGUCACAGUUUUUGUUCGCUGGUCAGUCAAAACCUGGGUCCACUGGAUGAGCGAGGCGCUGCCCAGCUGAGCAUUCUCGUGAAGGGCUUUAGUCGCCAGUCUUCACUCCUGUUCAAGAUUCUUUCCAGUGUUCGCAAUCACCAGAUCAACUCAGAUUUGGCUCAACUACUGCUCCGGCUAGAUUAUAACAAGUAUUAUACCCAGGCUGGUGGAACUCUGGGCAGUUUUGGUAUGUGAAAACUGGUUCAUAAAAUGAAGUAACAGUUCAUCCUACCACGUUCUGAUGUCUGUAACACACCUCCCUAAUUAUUAAACAUCAGAGAUGCCUGCAAACUGAUGAAAGGAUGCUACCUUCUCUUCUAGAAGAGGUAUAAACCCUUCCUACAAUUCCUGUGAGGAAUGGACCAGCUAUGUCUCUGCUGACCACUCAAAGGCUUUUGCUCCUUUACACUAAGACAUCUGUUGGGUGGGUUCAUUUGUGCAAUAGUGGUGUAUUGAGCAUUUACUAUAUCCAUAUGGACUCAUCAAGGUACGGAAGAUACCACAGAAAACAAUCAGGAUCAGUAAAACAUGUUUAGGUUUGGCUCAUGUAAGAAAAGAAUCAAGCAUCUAGAUGUUACCACCAAGUUAGAAAAGACUUAAGGCUUUCAAACCUCCUCUGUACCAUGUAAUUUAUUAUCAAUAUUAUCCUUCAGAAAUUUCAGAUUUGAGAGCCUCCCUCCUUUAAGAGUACUCAAAACCUGAUCUCAAGAAUUCAGCCAGUAGGUUCUCUUUCUUUCAGACUGGUAAAAGGGACAGUUCCAGCUAAAGAUGAUAGAGGUCAAAUUGUCCAGAUUUUAGAUACUGAAAAUUGCAAACUUAAUUUUCCCACCUUAGACUAACCAUGAGUUAAGGUUAUGCUCAGAUAGUGCAGUCACAAAUGUUCACCAUAAACAAAGGAAAUAUCCCAUUAAUAUACCUUCCCUCCAAGCUGGACAAGAAUGCAGUGUUUAGGCCUGUUUGUAGUCACUGAAUGUUCUCUUCACCUACAUUUUGUGCUACCCACUAUGAAAGCCUGUACAUGUCAACUACAGAGGAUCCCUUCCAUUGUUACCUCUACGAGCAAAGCGUGGCAGAUAGUGGACUACUGCUUGUUUUUGUAAAUAAAGUAUUAUUCAAACAGCCACA